Piliocolobus tephrosceles (Ugandan red Colobus) is the source of this 515-nucleotide messenger RNA. RefSeq names its product methyl-CpG-binding domain protein 3-like. The transcript is spliced from 2 exons. NCBI's taxonomy places the organism in Eukaryota, Metazoa, Chordata, Mammalia, Primates, Cercopithecidae. The record is from RefSeq and is a predicted model, not a curated record. Gene Ontology annotation, molecular function: DNA binding. The annotation marks the transcript as partial.
UUUGGGUCUGGGGCCAAGGCCUGGGUUUGGGAUCCGGGGUCCCGAGUCCGGCCCAGGCAGCGACCGUCCCGCCUCCCUGCAGCCCGAGCGGGAAGAAGUUCCGCAGCAAGCCGCAGCUGGCCCGCUACCUGGGCGGCUCCAUGGACCUGAGCACCUUCGACUUCCGCACGGGCAAGAUGCUCAUGAGCAAGAUGAACAAGAGUCGCCAGCGCGUGCGCUACGACUCCUCCAACCAGGUCAAGGGCAAGCCCGACCUGAACACGGCGCUACCCGUGCGCCAGACGGCGUCCAUCUUUAAGCAGCCAGUGACCAAGAUUACCAACCACCCCAGCAACAAGGUCAAGAGCGACCCACAGAAGGCGGUGGACCAGCCGCGCCAGGUGAGCUCAACGCAUAGCGACCCCAGCCUUCCCGGCCAACUUGUUCACUUCGGUGGGUGGACGUUUGGAAUAAGAUCAUACGUGGAGCGGAUGGAAUCCAGCUCAGGAGUUGCAGGCUAGCCCGGGCUACAUGAC